UGUUGACAAAAUGAGUGUUUAUUAGUGUAUAAUACAUCGUGAAUAACCACCACAAUGCCUAUCAAAUGUAACCUCUGUGAUUCUGGAGCUAUUUUGAAGCGACCGAAAACAGGAGAUGCAUUGUGUAAGAGCUGUUUUUACUUUGCCUUUGAAGAAGAGGUGCAUAAAACCAUCACAGAUGCCAAUCUUUUUGUUCGAGGGGAAACGGUAGCCAUUGGAGCCUCAGGCGGAAAAGACUCUACUGUGUUGGCUUACGUCCUUAAAGUCCUUAACCAGAGGUAUGACUAUGGCGUUAACCUGGUGCUUCUGUCUGUGGAUGAGGGGAUCACUGGGUACAGGGACGAUUCCCUAGAGACAGUAAAGAGGAAUCAACAACAAUAUGAUCUGCCUCUGAAGAUUGUGUCAUAUGAAGAGUUGUAUGGAUGGACCAUGGAUGCUAUUGUCAAACAGAUUGGUCUGAAAAAUAACUGUACAUUCUGUGGUGUGUUCAGGCGCCAAGCCUUGGAUAGAGGUGCCCUUCUAAUGAAAGUGGAUAGGAUAGUAACAGGACACAAUGCGGAUGACAUUGCUGAGACUGUGAUAAUGAAUGUACUGAGAGGUGACAUUGGAAGAUUACAGAGGUGUACAGCCAUCACCACGGGCACUGAGGGAGCCCUUCCCAGAAGUAAACCAUUCAAGUAUACAUACGAGAAAGAGAUAGUCAUGUAUGCCUACUUUAAGAAGCUGGAUUAUUUCUCCACAGAGUGUAUAUAUUCACCUAAUGCUUAUAGGGGAUUUGCAAGGGCUUACAUAAAAGACUUGGAAAAGAUCCGACCAAGUGCUAUAAUUGAUAUCGUUCACUCUGGAGAGAGUCUGUCUGUGAAGAAAGCAGUGAAACUACCAGUACAAGGUACCUGUGAAAGGUGUGGCUACAUUUCCAGUAACCCCCUGUGUAAGGCCUGUAUUCUACUGGAGGGACUCAAUAGAGGACUGCCAAGACUUGGAAUUGGCAAAAGUCACAAAGAGAGACGCAAGCUGAAUGAAAUGUUGGCCCAGAAAUCAGAAGCUACUGACGUUGGUACAAAUAUGGACACUUCAAAAGAGACAACUGAUAAUGCAUCAACAACAGAAAGCUUGGGAUCAACAAACACAAAACAAAAAUGUGAAAACUGUUCAUGUGGUAGUGGUUGUUUGUCUGAAAAAGUAGAGAAAGUACAGCUGGACAGAAGGAAAAUUGACCCAGCAAUGAUAGAUUUCUGAUAUAUUGGUACUUAGAUGGAAUGAAAUGCAAUAUACAAUUUUUUUACCAAAUGAAAAACUAAAUGAUUACAGGAAAACACACUUAUAAGGAAUUUUAAUUCCCCGUGGCUUUAAAAUAUAUUGUUAACUUGAGGGAUACAUUGAAUUAUGUUUAUAAAGAAGCAAAAUCAUCCAUCCCUGACACUUUUUUAUAAGCGUGUUUUUCUGUAUUUCUAAUCAUAUAUCUAGCCAAUGAUAUUCAAUAACACUGUGAAUAAAUGUUGGAAAUUAAAUUUAUUAAACACUGCGUUUGGAAGUCUUUCACAGCCAUUUUUUUAAAAAUUUGAUUUUGAUAGAAAAGUAUAAUUAGAAUACACUUAUAUUUUUAAACAAAUUGUUCCCGAAUUUAUACCUUGUUUGUAAAAUCCACUGCAUUACAAUGUAUUUUGAGAGACAUGUACAUGCUAGUGUCAUAUUGCUCUGAAUAAUGAUUAUUUUGGAUUUAAUAUCUGGAUAUUUUUAAAAUAUGAAUAUUUUGCAAUCUUGCAAUAUUAUCUUUUGAGAUUUCUUAAUGUAAAUCAUG
Saccostrea echinata is the source of this 1801-nucleotide messenger RNA. Its product is annotated as cytoplasmic tRNA 2-thiolation protein 1-like. Bases 55 to 1239 code for a protein of 394 amino acids. Gene Ontology annotation, cellular component: mitochondrion; cytosolic tRNA wobble base thiouridylase complex. Lineage: Eukaryota; Metazoa; Mollusca; Bivalvia; Ostreida; Ostreidae. Gene Ontology annotation, biological process: tRNA wobble position uridine thiolation. Gene Ontology annotation, molecular function: tRNA binding. The transcript is spliced from 14 exons. The record is from RefSeq and is a predicted model, not a curated record.